Molecule: messenger RNA, 2391 nt
Organism: Lampris incognitus (smalleye Pacific opah)
Lineage: Eukaryota; Metazoa; Chordata; Actinopteri; Lampriformes; Lampridae
Exons: 18
Coding region: 1-2391 (796 amino acids)
Source: RefSeq, a predicted model, not a curated record
AUGGCUUCUGGGUUUUGGCUUGGAGUGUUCUUGCUCCUGUCGACAUGGUUGAAGUUGAAGUGCCUUGAAACUCCAAAUGGAGUAUUUGACAUGGCGUGCCGGGAUCGAUACUUGAAGAUAGCUAUUGCUCUCUCCUUUACUGGGGAUGAUCCUCACUUUGAGGCUGUUGAUGACCAAGGUGUUCACCCCAUCACUGAACGUUAUGCAGCAGAAUGUGGCUACAGCAUCGACACGUUCCCCUUACCGGGCCAUAUUGAGUUCCGUGCUUCAUACUUCUCCUGUCAUGCAUACAAUCAAGAUGAUCAAGUGUUCCACUUCAAAUUUAACCUAGUUACAACCACUGACAAAGGACAGGUGGUUAGAUAUGAUAUUGAUAAGACCUGUUCUCCUUCACUCCCCUGGUCUCCCAAGGAGGUUACCUGUGAGACCAACUACAUGGAAGCAUCUGUGAGGAGUGAUAUGACCUGUCCAUCUGGUACCAAUAACGGUGACUGGAAUACCAGCCUUACAACUGCCUAUCUCUCGGCCAUUUCUGACUGGCAGGUGAUGUUCCAGGGGAAGGGGGAACUGGCUCCCAUGACCCUCACUGAAGCUCGUGAGCAGGGCUAUGUAUUUGAUGUGACUGAUGGAAGACUCAUUUUCCGUACCCCGUAUGGACAACCUCACUCAUUCACCACCAUGGUGGGUGGUGUGACCAUGGAGGUAGUCCACCCAACAGCCUUCUCUAGACAGAACUGGAUAGUCGUCCUCGUAGAUCUGGUGGCAGCUUGCUCCAUUGAUGAAGGUUACUACGAUGGCAGCAAUCUGGUUUGGGAGACCCCUGAAGUACCAUCCCCUCUAGUCUUCGGUCUCUCCAGUUUGGAAAACCAGCAGAUCAAUGUUGGAGUCAAUGGCCAACUCUUGAAGCAGCCAGUUGCAGAGGAAAGGGGAUACCAUGUGGUUAUGCACAAUGGUGCAAUCCGGAUUAGCAUCCCUUAUAAUGCUGAGGGAACCUACAGGAAGAGCUUUGUGACUGACAACCAGUAUCAAGAGUUCUUUGUUUUCCAUCUGUACUUCGAACAACUCUUGGUGGAUGAGAAUUCUGUAGAGACCAGGCUUCGCAUCUACAGACCAAUUGCCACACCUCUGCUGUCGCAUCCUGUGCUUGCUGUAAACCGAACGGUUAUUGAGGAACGUGUGUUCACGGUGUACCUCGGCAAUUUCCCUGAGGAUGUGGUGUUGGUAGCUGUGAAGCUAAAUGGACAUGACUUUGCUGUGCCACUUGUAAAUGACAGCGCGUACACAAUCUCAAGAGUCCCUCAGGCCAAUGCCACUCAUGGCUACACACUCACGGUGCCAUUUGAUGACCCUGUUGUCUCAAUGGAGCUAUUCAACAACGGCAUCCUGCAGUUCACAUUGAAUAUAAACUACACCCUGACUGUUCUGCCUGAAGAUGAGCCUUACUGCCACCUAACAUCAGUUGUUGCACAGAUAACUGCUGUCUUCCCUCCAGCCUUUCAGGCCAUCUGUUCUGAGCAAGGCAUCCGCUUUAAGCUAGACCACCAGCCUUUUGACUAUCUGUGGGAGAUUUAUAUCGGCAGAGACCCCCUCACCCCAGAGCUGGCUGCCCAACUAGGUUACAUGAUGCAAAACGACAGUGAGACACUGCUCUUGGAUGUGCCAGUAUUUUCACCAGGCUACAUUUAUGAGGAAAUUGGUUUGAAAGCUUUCUUUGCUACCUUUGAGAUCCUCAUCAAGCAUCGUAGGACCUUGACAGUCCAUGGCUCCGCGGUCAAAACCUGUCAGUUCCCUACUACUGAACUAAUUGUGUGUUCCCAUGAUGGGAAGAUGACUGCAGUUGCUGAUGUGUCACUGGCCAUGCCAGAUGGAGUGCUUUCUAGGACCUCCCUCCUGGACCCAAAUUGUGGUCCCAAAGAUACCGAUUACUCCAAAGCUCUGUUCUCAUGUCAGUUGAACACUUGUGGAACCAGAGUUAAGCUUGGCAAAGGUCACAUUGUCUAUGAAAAUGAGAUUGUCGUCAGCCGGAAACUACCUGCUGCUUCCAGGAAUGAUACUGACAAGGUGACGCUCCAGUGUGUCUAUCGCCUAUCUGGACUCCACCGCCUCUUCUCAAUGCACAAGUUUGUGUCUGACAUGCCUGGUGUAGGAAGCAUAAUUCAUUCCAAACACUCUGUGCAAAGUCAACAGACCACUCUGCCUCCCACCACCAAGCACACUACAACUGAGCCCACUGCAACCUCUCAGAAACCUACAAUAAAACGACCAGUCUUCCAGUCCGCUGCUCAUUACGUCAAAGUGUUCGAUGUGCUGAAGGACUUGUCGGACACCUUGUCAUGGCAGACCAGGAAAAGGUCUGACACCUCACAGCAGACCAGGAAAAGGUCUGUAUAA